AUUCUGAAUGUUUAUUGGACAAAAAAGUUAUAAAUGCUCCUGCUAGAAUCCAAAUAAACUACUGCUACGUAACGACGUUCCGCUCCCAGAAUUCUUUAGGGAAGCGAAUGUGCGCGUCAAGGAUGCACCUGCAUUAUGACAACAGUGUCUUCGCUCAAGGUUUUCUUUAAAUUCCAAAUUCCUAGUCAUUCUUCGAUAAUGCUGCGAAACAGCGCAGAAGCAAGAAUGUGCAUAUUGUUCUAGAAUUUAGUCAUGGUACGACGUAGUAAGUGAACAUUCGAACCUAAUGCGAAAUGGAUGAAAAUAGAAUUCGUCUCGGUUGAAACAAAACAAAAGUGCUCUAAAUACUGCCACGGCCUCCUGUUCAAGUGCGCACACAAAAAUGGAUACGAAUUCGGUCAACAGUCGCCUCAGCGGACUGCUUGCUAUCACGAAUAACACGAUGGAAGCAAUACAAAAUUCUACAACGAUCGCUUCAAUGAUUCAGACAACGACGGAAGCGGCAGAUGAUCACAUGGAUCAGGCGACAAUCUCGAUGGACAAUUUGUAUCCAGCGCUUGUGCAAUGCUUUGCCAUCAUUAUUUGCGGGUACCUCGCUGGUCGACUGAACGUCAUCACCAACACCGAAGCCAAGGGACUGAACACAUUCGUCGGAACAUUCGCCCUUCCCUCGGUGAUAUUCCUGUCACUUGCCGAACUGAACUGGAGCAUCGUUAACUGGACCUUUUUACUUUCGAUUCUUAUCUCGAAAACGAUCGUAUUCCUGGCGGUGGGCAUCAUUUCUCUGCUGGUGGCCCGUCCCCUUAACUAUGGCCGCGCCGGAAUACUGGCGAUUUUCUGCACCCAAAGCAAUGACUUUGCCAUCGGGUUUCCCAUUGUCACGGCAUUGUACUCCAAACUCCAUCCGGAGUAUGCAUCAUACAUUUAUUUACUGGCGCCCAUCUCGCUGGCGAUUCUAAAUCCUAUCGGGUAUGUUCUGAUGGAGAUCUCGAAACUGAAAGCUGGAUGCGCUAAUCAGGGCUCGGAAACGCGUCGCUCAUCCAUCCCUCCAUGCCCGCAACUACCGGACUCCGACGCCUCCGGUCGCAAAUUGCUCAAAGGCAAUUGUCUAGUCGUAAUGAAGAUAAUUGAAUCUAUCUUCUUGAACCCUGUGCUACUGAUGACGGUACUGGGUGUGAUUGGUGGUCAAAUCUUCCGGGAUGGCCUGCCGGUCCUUCUCUCCAGCUUUCUUCGAGUUUUCGGCGAUUCCUUCUCCGCAACGGCACUGUUUCUGCUCGGAUUACGAAUGGUUGGGAAAGCUGCUACCCUCCAGGGGCCUGGAUUCAUUCUGCCGGGUAUUCUGAUUCUUGUGAAACUACUCGUUCUCCCGUUGGUAACGCGGCAAAUCGUAAACAUAAUGAACGCAGGGGCCAACUUUACCGAAACAACCGAUCUCAGCACAUUUGGCUUCCUCUACGGAACGUUUCCCGCUGCUCCCGGCGUGUUCGUGAUCGCAGCACAAUACAAUCAGGACGUUGAUCUGAUCGCCAGCAGCAUGGUGGCAUCGACUUUCAUCAGUGCACCCCUGAUGUUCAUAUCGGCUAAAAUGAUUACCAUCACGAAUCUGAAUCCAUCGGAUUAUCUGAACGAGUUCGACAAGUUUGCGUUCGACAUCAGCAUCGUCGCGAUAUGCUGCUCAGUUUGGAUGCUGCUGCUGUUUACCUUCACCAGGAAGGUGAAGAAAAUGCCUCAAAGAAUCACGAGCUGCCUCAUUAUAUCGCAGUUGAUAUGUAACAUUGGAGUACUGAUGUGGUCCACAUUCGAGCAAAACAGUGGAUGGAAAAUGUAUUUACAGUUCUACUUUUUCACCAUUGGAUGCUACAGCAGUAGGCUUUGGACUGCUUUUCUGGCGAUAACUAUACUGUUCCUGCAGUGUCGUAGCUUGUGUUUCGUUCUGAAACUGUGGCCUCUCUUUAUUGCAGUCGCAUGGGGCGUGCCUACACUGAUUGUGUCACUACUGUUUAUGCUUGACACAAAGAACAUCACACCCACAGAAAAACGCAAUCCAAGCUUUCAAUAUGGUAACGCCCAAGCAGCCAUUGCGGUAUUUCUGUUGGUGAUGUGCUUCAUCGUCACGGUCGGUUGUCUGAUUCUUCAUCAGCGUUUCAAGAAGCGACACGAGAAAUAUAUGAAUCUCUCGAGAGAAGUUUCUUCUCCGGACACCGACACCAGUACGGUUGGAUCAAGCUCGGUGACCAACUUGAUCCAGGAAGCAACGAACGGCCAUGGCUCUCUACACAGACGACGGCAGUCUAUAACCUCGAGCGAUGAUGAAAUCCUCAGGGCCAACAGUGGAACAGAAUGCGAGGGAACAAAUGCUGGCGGGUGUUGUUCUAGCGCAGGUGCGGCUAGGACUGUCGUAGACAUAGAAGAUUUGAGAAUCCAAAGGAGUAUCAGUAAUGACAUUGAAAGUGAGGACUUCAUCACAUCGAGUGGCAUGUGUUCGGCACAAUUCAACUGUCCUGCUGCCUCAAAGCAACAAUGUCAAUCACUGAUCGAACGCUAUCGCGAGCAUGCUCACGAUGGUUUGGAACCGCUGGAGUUCGACAAAACGGUCGACGAACAUCAAACGCUCAAACACACCGUUCUGCUGAUUCUUCUUCUCUGUUCAAUGUUUGUCGGGCUGGCUCUCUCCGUGUGGACACUAAUCAUGGAGGGCAUGUCAGGAAUCUAUGUGGAACUCACAUUCCUCGACGCUUUCCUCAACUUUGGACAAAGCAUCAUUGUGCUAGCGGUGUUUAUAACGGACACGGGGGAACUGCUGCUACCCCUGAUGAAGUUCUGGCGCAAGGUAUGGUACGGUGCAAAUAUUCUCCAACUGCCCAUCUGGAGUGAAAUUAGCGAAGAAACCCGACACACGUGCGAUCAAUUCAUUACCCAUCACUUAGAUAAUUGUAGGAAAGCGAUUGCUAAUGAUAAAAGGUGGCGCAUCAAAAUAUAUAGGAAAGUAUUCUACGGUAGCGCAUUCGUCGAUUGGCUAAUCGAAGUGGGACUGGCGAGGGACCGUUCGGACGCUACACAUUACGCGCGGCGACUGAUAGACGGGAGGAUACUGCGCCACAUCAACAACGUGCAUCACUUUCACGAUCGCAAUUUGCUGUACACGUUUUGUGAUAAAUUGUAAUUCUAAACAUUGACUCCUUCUCACGAGCGCCGCCCCCUUUUUCUUUGUCUCUAACAGUCGUACACUGUACUUGUUGGGGGUGGCGCUUAGAGGUCUAUCUCGCAGCAGCCAGUAUUUCUAGUAAUUUUUGUAGGAAUGAUCGCUUGGAAGUUUAACCGAUGAAGAUGGAACAAAUCUUGCAAAAUAAUCAAGAUUUUUAAAAGAUUUCUUAGCAAAGAAACUGUUACCAAAAGACGAUGAAAUUGAAAAUUAUGUGAUGAAUAGUUUUUGUAUGCAAAGAAGAGACCCGUUACAUUAGUUUUGUUUUUAAUUAGUUGAACUCUUUAAGGUAUUUAUUACUUUUAGUUGUUGUUGAGUGAGAGAUUAUAGUUUGUAUUUAAAAAAAGAUGGACUAGAUAGCAGAUGUAUAAUUCAAUCAUGUAUAUGAACAUUGAGUAUGAAGUAGCUUUUAAUAGUAAAGCUUGAUUGAAGGUUCUCACAAAAUAUCAAGUUUUUAGUCAGAAGAUAUAUUUUCUAUAAUAAUAAAUACCAUACAGUGCAGCCCCGAAA
Molecule: messenger RNA, 3712 nt
Organism: Toxorhynchites rutilus septentrionalis
Lineage: Eukaryota; Metazoa; Arthropoda; Insecta; Diptera; Culicidae
Gene: anchor
Product: integral membrane protein GPR155
Exons: 8
Coding region: 383-3163 (926 amino acids)
Biological process (GO): intracellular signal transduction; transmembrane transport
Cellular component (GO): membrane
Source: RefSeq, a predicted model, not a curated record